Corticium candelabrum is the source of this 2719-nucleotide messenger RNA. Its product is annotated as translation elongation factor 2-like. The transcript has 16 exons. Gene Ontology annotation, biological process: translational elongation. The coding region runs from base 90 to 2615 and encodes 841 amino acids. Lineage: Eukaryota; Metazoa; Porifera; Homoscleromorpha; Homosclerophorida; Plakinidae. Gene Ontology annotation, molecular function: ribosome binding; GTPase activity; GTP binding. The record is from RefSeq and is a predicted model, not a curated record. Gene Ontology annotation, cellular component: cytosol; ribonucleoprotein complex.
CCAACAUCCCCGGAUAAUCGUUGUUCUCGUGGUUGCUGAUUUCCACGUUGCGUCUUCAACACGUCUGAGCGUUUACCGACAAAGACACCAUGGUCAAUUUCACGAUCGAUCAGGUCCGUGGAAUCAUGGACAAGCGAGCCAACAUUCGCAACAUGUCGGUGAUAGCUCAUGUAGAUCACGGCAAGUCGACACUCACCGAUUCGCUCGUCUCGAAGGCAGGAAUCAUUGCCGACAAGAAGGCGGGGGACGCGCGCUACACCGACACCCGGAAGGACGAGCAGGAGCGCUGCAUCACCAUCAAGUCCACUGCGAUUUCGUUGUAUUACGAGAUGGCAGAGAAAGACUUGUCGUGGAUCACCCAGGAAAAGGUGGGAAACGGUUUUCUCAUCAACUUGAUCGACUCUCCAGGACACGUCGACUUUUCGUCCGAAGUGACGGCCGCACUGCGUGUGACUGAUGGCGCUCUUGUGGUGGUUGACUGCGUGAGCGGUGUAUGUGUCCAAACGGAGACUGUAUUACGCCAAGCCAUUGCCGAACGUAUCAAGCCUGUAGUCUUCAUGAACAAAAUGGAUCGCGCUCUCCUUGAGCUGCAACUUGAACAAGAAGAUCUCUACCAGACAUUCCAACGUAUCGUCGAGAGUGUCAACGUCAUCAUUGGCACAUACGGAGACGAAGAAGGACCAAUGGGCAACAUCUACAUCAACCCAACAAAUGGGACUGUUGGGUUUGGGUCAGGUCUGCAUGGCUGGGCAUUCACUCUGAAGCAGUUUGCUGAGAUGUAUUCUGAGAAGUUCAAGGUUGAUGUCAAGAAACUGAUGAAACGUUUGUGGGGCGACACGUUUUUCAAUCCCAAGACGAAGAAGUGGAGUGAAGGUGUCGCAUCAGAGGGGUCUGUUCGAGGAUUCAACCAGUUUGUUCUCGACCCCAUCUACAAGGUGUUUGACGCCGUGAUGAAUUUCAAGAAACCAGAAACGGCAAAACUGCUAGAAAAACUCAAUAUAAAGAUCAGCGGAGAUGACAAAGAAAAAGAAGGCAAACCGUUACUGAAGUUGAUGAUGCGGCAAUGGCUUCCUGCCGGCGAAACUCUGCUGCAAAUGAUUGCCAUUCAUCUACCAUCGCCGGUCACUGCCCAGAAGUAUCGAAUGGAAAUGCUGUAUGAAGGACCACAUGACGACGCGGCAGCAUUAGGCAUCAAGAACUGCGAUCCUGAGGCACCAUUGAUGUUGUAUGUGUCCAAGAUGGUGCCGACUCCGGAUCGUGGACGUUUCUAUGCUUUUGGUCGUGUGUUUUCUGGCAUCGUGCGUACGGGUCAGAAGGUUCGCAUUAUGGGACCGAACUAUGUGCCCGGGAAGAAGGAAGAUUUGUAUCAGAAAGGGAUCCAGAGAACCGUGUUGAUGAUGGGUCCGCGUGUUGAUCCUAUUGAGGACGUGCCAUGUGGUAACAUUGUGGGUCUUGUGGGCGUUGACCAGUAUAUUGUCAAGACAGGCACGAUUACAACCUUCGAGAAUGCUCACAAUUUGAGGGUCAUGAAGUUCUCAGUCUCCCCAGUUGUUCGAGUUGCCGUCGAAGCCAAGAAUCCCGGUGAUCUACCGAAACUCGUAGAAGGCCUAAAGCGUCUAGCAAAGAGCGACCCCAUGGUACAGUGCAUCAUCGCCGAGAGUGGAGAACACAUUAUUGCUGGUGCCGGUGAACUCCAUCUUGAGAUCUGUCUGAAAGACUUGGAAGAGGAUCAUGCCUGUAUUGCUUUAAAGAAAUCUGAUCCUGUAGUGUCAUACCGUGAGACAGUCCUCGAAGAGUCAAGUCAAAUGUGUUUAUCAAAGUCACCCAACAAGCACAACCGUCUCUUUAUGAAAGCCAGACCCAUGCCUGAUGGUCUCGCCGAAGCCAUUGACAAGGGAGACUGCAACCCUAGGGAUGAACCCAAGGGAAGAGCAAGAUUUUUGGCUGAGAAGUUUGAGUACGAUGUAACCGAAGCUCGAAAGAUUUGGUGUUUUGGGCCCGAAGGAACGGGACCGAAUAUCGUUGUUGAUUGUACAAAAGGAGUGCAGUAUCUCAACGAAAUCAAGGACUCCGUUGUGGCUGGUUUUCAAUGGGCAUCAAAGGAAGGUCCUCUCUGUGAAGAGAAUCUUCGUGGUGUGAGAUUCGACAUUCACGAUGUCACACUGCAUGCCGAUGCCAUUCAUCGCGGCGGCGGGCAGAUCAUUCCGACAGCUCGUCGUGUUUUGUACGCUUGCAUUCUGACGGCGCAGCCGCGUAUCUUUGAACCAGUCUACCUUUGUGAAAUACAGUGUCCAGAAGCAGCAGUCGGAGGCAUCUACGGUGUCCUGAACAGGCGAAGAGGUCACGUGUUUGAAGAAGGUCAAGUCCUCGGAACCCCAAUGUUCCAAGUCAAAGCCUACCUCCCAGUCAACGAGUCAUUCGGCUUCACAGCCGAUCUCCGCUCAAACACAGGCGGCCAAGCCUUCCCACAGUGUGUCUUUGAUCACUGGCAACAUCUCGGUGGUGAUCCCAUGGAGCCCGGAUCGAAGCCUGCAGACGUUGUGGCGGUGACAAGAAAGCGUAAGGGUCUACCUGAGGGUCUACCGCCACUCGAUAGGUACUUGGACAAGCUAUGAGAUGAGACUGGAAUUGUUUGUUUGUUUGCGAGUCUUUUACAGAAAUGUUAGUACGUACGUAUCUCAGCUUGGAUUUUCUGUCAAUAAAUUAUGAUAAACAUUUA